This is a messenger RNA of Zygotorulaspora mrakii, 1614 nucleotides long. It is a transcript of the gene PCS60, whose product is annotated as Pcs60p. Lineage: Eukaryota; Fungi; Ascomycota; Saccharomycetes; Saccharomycetales; Saccharomycetaceae. Gene Ontology annotation, molecular function: medium-chain fatty acid-CoA ligase activity. The transcript has a single exon. The coding region runs from base 1 to 1614 and encodes 537 amino acids. The record is from RefSeq and is a predicted model, not a curated record. Gene Ontology annotation, biological process: fatty acid metabolic process.
AUGUCGUUAACAGCUUCUUUCAAUGAUACCUUCAAGGUGUCUGAUAAUGUUGCGGUAAUAAUUCCAGAAACUGGUGUAGAAGUGACUUACUGUGACCUCUCACAUCAGGUGGGACAUUUCCAAACUCUAUUCCACGACCCCAGAUCCCCAUUAUAUGAUAUUGUAUUGAGACAGAGCACUGUUGCCAUUUCUAUGCGUAAUGGGUUAGAGUUUGUAGUGGCCUUCCUUGGUGCCACUAUGGAUUCAAAGAUAGGCGCACCUUUGAAUCCAAACUACAAAUCAGAAGAAUUUGAUUUUUACCUGAACGAUCUGAAAUCGAAGGUUAUUGUAGUUUCUAAAGGCACGGUCAAACAAGAGAAGCAGGCAGAAGUAAUUAAAUCAGCAAAAAAAUUCAAUUGUUUUGUUGUCGAAUUGGAAUUUGAUGUCAAGAGAUUUAGAGUGGAAUACGAAGUUUACUCUCCAGCCAACGGAUAUUCCAAGGGUAUUUUUUCGUCGCUAGACAAUGCCAAAUUUGUCAACCAUGAUUCAACCAGUUUUCCUGGCUAUGCACGUUCAAGUGAUGUUGCGAUGAUUCUACAUACCAGUGGUACAACUUCAAAACCAAAGACUGUUCCAUUGUUGCAUUUGAACAUAGUGAGAAGCACUUAUAAUAUAUCACGUACAUACAAGUUGUCUGAAAAUGAUCGCGCCUAUGUGGUCAUGCCAUUAUUUCAUGUUCACGGUCUGAUUGGUGUUUUACUUUCAACCUUCAGAACGCAAGGCUCAGUCGUUAUCCCACCUAGAUUCAGUGCAACAAAUUUUUGGGAUGAUUUCGUCAAAUACACGUGUAACUGGUUUAGUUGUGUGCCUACUAUAAGCAUGAUCAUGCUAAAUAUGCCAAAACCAGCAAAUAUGCCGUACAUUAGGUUCAUCAGAUCGUGCUCCUCGGCCUUAGCACCAGCCACUUUCCAUAAGUUGGAAACUGAAUUCAAUGCACCCGUGUUGGAAGCCUACGCAAUGACAGAAGCAUCGCAUCAAAUGACUUCCAAUAACUUACCACCCGGUAAAAGGAAGCCAGGAACAGUGGGCCAACCCCAAGGUGUCGCUGUGUACAUUCUUGAUGACAGCGAUAAAGUUUUGCCUGUCGGUAAUAUUGGUGAAGUAUCCAUUAGAGGCGAAAACGUAACUUUGGGCUACGCAAAUAAUCCAAAGGCUAACGAAGAAAACUUCACCAAAAGAGAAAACUACUUUCGUACGGGGGACCAAGGAUACUUCGAUCCCGAGGGCUUCCUUGUCUUGACUGGUAGAAUCAAGGAACUGAUUAAUAGAGGCGGUGAAAAGAUCUCGCCGAUCGAACUUGACGGAGUUAUGUUAUCUCAUCCAAAGGUUGACGAGGCUGUCGCUUUCGGCGUCGCCGAUGACAAAUAUGGCCAGGUAGUGCAGGCUGCUGUCGUUCUCAAGAAAGGACAAAAUUUGACCAGCAAAGAUCUCACCAAGUAUAUGGAGACCAAAGUUGCGCAAUUCAAGAUUCCGGUCAAGAUUUACUUCGCAGACAAGCUACCAAAGACGGCUACAGGUAAGAUUCAACGAAGAAUCAUUGCAGCGGCCUUCACCAAGAGAAACAGUAAAUUAUAA